AUGGCAGAAGCUCUUGAACUCUGGGAGGCCUUUCUGCUCUCUUGGCCUAGCAACUUGGCGGUGGUGUCUCAGUUGACUUCCUCGAGCGAGGGUGCCAGACCUCGGAUGGUUAGAGACUUGUUGGGACAUAAGGCUCCCUCUACUCUUAUUAAGAGGUACCGGGCCCUUCGCGGGUAUUUUGAUGACUUGAGCAACUUUCGUUUGGCUUUCCCUGGCAACGAGUCUGACUGCUACGGUUACCUCUGCCAUUUGCAGGACAAAGGGAAAGCCGCCUCAGCUCGAAAAGGGGUUAUCGAAGCCUUAGCCUUUGCCAGGUUUGUCAUAGGCGUGGUGGAGGUCGGCACUGUGAAUGAAAGCCGUAGAUGCCACGGUAAUGCUAAAGUUGUGUCGAACCGUGAUCGUGAGCAGGCUUCGGCCCUUAAAGUCGCAGAGUUGCAUCGCCUUCAUCAAGCACUUGAACAUGACCCUUCUUUGUGGAACAAGGUCUUCUCCGGUCGCUCGCUCAUGUGCACUUCUGGUCGCUCCAGGUGGGAGGAUCUCAUGCAUACGGAGAGGAUUCUUUGGGACUAUGAUUCGGAAGGGAAGCUUGCCUUCAUCGAGUGUUCCGUGGAUAUCCACAAAACAAGAAAUGCCAAGCAGUUCAAGGGUACUCUUUUGCCAUUCGUCGCCCCGGCCUUGGGAGUGGUGGAUGCAAAUUGGGGUGCCUUGUGGUUGCAGGCUAGAAGGGAUCUUGGCCUGAAGGACCCGCAGGAUGGUGGUGCGAUGAUGCCAGCUCCGGAUGCAAACAUGCAGAUCACAGAUCGUAGCCUUGAGCGACGAAGCAGGCGGUUUCGAUUAGACAUGUCCACCAUCAUCGAGAGCGAGGCUGCUUUCGAGAAAAGGUGCUUGGAGCUCAAGAGUGAUGGGUCGCUCUUGGCGGGUAUGUCUGGGCAAGGCUUAAAGAGUUACAGAUCCCUUGCCUUUGCGUUGGGCACACCUCAGACUGCUCCUAACGAUGCCGCUUAUGAAGGGCUGGCCGCAAAAAUUUAUGCGACUUCAACUCCUAGCCUGGGAGAUUUGGCCACAGUUCGUCAGUUGCACUUCGAGGCAACUACUCUUGUCAUUCAAACCUACAAAGAGUUGGUGCACCAAGAAUCGGCUGAGUCUACCAUGCGUAAGCUCCCGCUUCCAGAGAAGCGUGCAAGGAGAGACAGCCAAAUCAAGAGGUUGGCGGGCCUCAGCAUAGAAGGGGAACUGGAUCCCUCUUUCCAGUUAAUUGAUAGCUGCAAUCAUCAGAUGGAAACAUCUACCAUUUUUUGGCUUGCGCCCUCAAAGUGUCCUAAGCGAGAAAUUGAGGUGCUGGCAGGUUUUCGUGAAAAGCCCUCGACUCUUCAAGUAGAGCAAAACGUUGUCAAGCUUGGACAUAGUCCGCAGGCCUUGGAGUGUGACACCUCGGAUAGCCUGAGGUGUCAGCGGGCAUGGAUGCGUAGAGGCCUAGCUUACGAUCAGUGCAACAUGAUCUCGCAUGCCGUGCACCAAAAAUGGGUUCAGCGCUUGCUUGACUCCCUCUCUACCAUGCCACCGCCAGGGUACAGUGCUAUCAGCUUGUCGCAAUGCAUCCGUGCUGACAAGGAGCUCUUUGUGCUCAUGUCUCAGGAAAACCUUGCUAGCUUCAAGGCUGGAGCUGGUGGCGUCCUUCCGUUGGACACGCUUAUGAACAGGCUCACGUACGAUGUCCGGGUCAGCCAGUUUUUGCUCCCUUUGCCAAAAAGCAGUGCUGCCAGCAGUGGUGGGGAUGGUGGCCGAGCGCCUGGGUUAAAGCGCCCGAGGGGAAAGCCGCAGGGGCCGUCUGGCAAAGCAAAGGCCAAGGCAAGAACCCGUGGUGGCCCCAAGAACAAGCCGGCUAGCCUUGCAAACUUUGAUACUCGAUCCAAACAUG
This is a messenger RNA of Symbiodinium pilosum, 1918 nucleotides long. The record is from the annotation of a GenBank genome assembly. NCBI's taxonomy places the organism in Eukaryota, Dinophyceae, Suessiales, Symbiodiniaceae.